AUGGCGAACCUUUCCGAUCUCCCCGCCGAACUCUUUCAGAUAGUUAUACACGAGCUUGUCAUCACCUCCAAAAAUCCUUCUGAUGCUUGGUUUCCUCCCCCCCAAUCGAAAAUUGAUCCACUUUGGAAAUUACGAGGUGUUUGUCGUAGCUUCGCUGCGGAAAUCGAACGCGAGGUCUUCUCUCAACAGCCAAGGGAGUUCUACGGCAGCCGUCACGUCCAGCGCCUGGUCAGGACGCACUUCGCGCCAUUCAUGUUGCAAGUCUCCCGGAAGCCAGGCAGUGUAAAUGAGAAAAUGUUCAAACGGCUCCAACGUAUGGUUCAGUACAUCGCGGAACAGGUCGAUUAUGAAGACAAAGAGCAACGCAACGAAGUCAUUGACAAAACUUACAACGGCUUGAGUAAGAUCCUCAUGAUGGAUGAUGUACUUCAUGCCUUGUUGUGUGAUAGUGUGGGUUGCUCGAGAUGCUCCAAAUUGCUCGGUUCGGAGCUCCCCAUACGUCUUCCCUAUCACGAUAAGUUUUGCGCUGCCCUAGCCGCUGGCAAUCAUCGUCUUCUUUCCAAAAUUCUCCCAAAGCUUGAUGCCAAAGACGGAGAUCAGCUCAUCACCGCGCAGCCUAUCUGGUUCGCAAUACGAGUACGUGACUUGACAUCGCUGAACAACAUUCUCCGUUAUCUCGAGACACAGCCCCCGUCAACACAAAUCUCCCUUACGAGUUACUACGGGAUGUUUUCCAUCUCGAGGUGCAUUAGCAUCACACUGUCGCAGAAAUAUCAUCCCGCUGCUCAGCUUCUGCUCGACUACUACGAGAAGAAUCUGCCUUGUCCUCCAAGCAGGAUCUACAGCUGGUGGGUCGCCCAAGCAUCCGCAAAUUGCUCGCUCGAUCAGUUACAAGCCCUCAAGGCCGUUCUCCGCUUCAAUGCUGGUAGCAGGAACUUGAUUGAACAUGACACGCUUGCUGCUGUGUACGCUAAAGGCAGCUCUGCGGCUAUCCAGGAGGUCCUUCAGCAUGUCGAAGACAUCAACGGAGGAACACUAUUGACAGCACCUAUCUUCAUUGCUGUUCGAUCUGGACGUCCAAUCGCUAUACAGGCUUGUCUUCAGGCAGGCGCUAACGUCAACCUCUCCAUGCGGCCCAACAUGCGGGCGAUUGGCAGGACACACAUAACCCCUGUCGAAACCGCUGUCCAUCGACAUGACGUCUCGAUUGUGAGAACACUUAUCGAAAAUGGCGCGACGAUUCCGCAUAUCUCAAAAUGGCCAACACAUGCUCGCACGUACCGCUUACUAUAUGAGGCUGCAUCGAAACUCACCGAUGUCGUACUCCCUGACCUGGAGCAUUUCAAAAGAUGUAACAAGAACGAUCUGAAGGCGUUGAAAUAUUAG
Messenger RNA from Alternaria burnsii, 1386 nucleotides. RefSeq lists its product as uncharacterized. Bases 1 to 1386 code for a protein of 461 amino acids. The record is from RefSeq and is a predicted model, not a curated record. The transcript has a single exon. Lineage: Eukaryota; Fungi; Ascomycota; Dothideomycetes; Pleosporales; Pleosporaceae.